Colletotrichum higginsianum IMI 349063 is the source of this 843-nucleotide messenger RNA. Its product is annotated as Proline iminopeptidase. Gene Ontology annotation, molecular function: peptidase activity. The record is from RefSeq and is a predicted model, not a curated record. The transcript is spliced from 5 exons. NCBI's taxonomy places the organism in Eukaryota, Fungi, Ascomycota, Sordariomycetes, Glomerellales, Glomerellaceae. Bases 1 to 843 code for a protein of 280 amino acids. Gene Ontology annotation, biological process: proteolysis.
AUGGUCGACUUUGUAGACAUUAACGGCGCUCGCCUGGCGUACCGCAUCGCCGGUCCCGAGAACGCGCCUCUCAUGAUCACGCUCCAUGGGGGCAGAGGAAUGGGCGACCACCGGUCCGACUUCAGGAUCUACAGCCGGCUCAGCGACAAGAUCCGGGUGCUGUCGUUCGACUACCGCGGCCACGGCCGGAGCUCGCUGACCAAGCCCUACACCUUUGAGCAGAUCGUCGACGACGUCGAGGGCGUGCGGCGGCACUUCGCCGGCGACGACCGGGUCAUCAUCUGCGGCGGCAGCUUCGGCGGGUUCCUGGCCCAGCACUACGCCAUCAAGUACGCCUCGCGCGUCUCGCACCUGAUUCUCCGAGGCACCGCGCCCUCGCACCACCACGAGGCCGGCGCCAUCAAGACGCUGGCGGAGAGGAUCCACAAGGUGCCCAGCUUCUCCGUCGACAUGCUGAAGAACAAGGUCUUUGGGGCGUACGAGAGCGACCGCGAGUUCCAGCUCGUCUACUUUGCCAUGAUGCCGCUGUACAGGGAGACGUUCGACCCCGACGCGGCGCUGAAGAGCAACCUCGACGGGGUGUACGUUGCCGAGUCGCACAACGACCUCUACUCGGAGAAGGAAAAGUACUUUGAUUACACGGACCGGUUGCCGCAGAUCACGGCCAAGACGCUGGUCGUUGUCGGCGACAAGGACUGGAUUUGCCCUCCUGAAAACUCCAGGUUGAUUGCCGAACGGAUUCCUGGGGCCGAGUUGGUGCUGGUCGAAGGCGCCAACCACGGGGUUCAUGCUGAGAAGCCGGACUUGGUUCUCGGCAGGAUUCGGGAGCACUUGGGCAUCUAA